GUGCCCCUGCGCAGGCGCGGCUGGCGGCGGCGAUGGGCGGGCGGGUGACCCGCGUGUUCCGGAAUUUUAACGUGGAGAACCGGGCCAGCCGCGAGAUCAGCAAGGAGAAGCCCACGCCCGCGCCGCGGCACCGCACCGCCCGGCUGGACACCAUGGCCGAUAGCCGAGAGAUAAAAGAAGAAGUUCUCAGAAAGGACGAUAGGUUCCUCACGUUGCUCAAAGAUGUUUAUGUCGAGUCCAGAGAUCCACCAGUGCGGGUAAAAGAUGGAGGUGGUGAACAUCUUCCGAGUAAACAGGAGGAAAAGAGACUUACAAAAUUAGGCCGCUUGGAAGCUCUAGAUGUUAAGAAAGUUUCCAAAGGCAAAAUUUCCCUUGUGGAGGCUCUGACACUUCUUAAUAAUCAUAAACUUCAACCUCAAAUAUGGACUGCAGAGAAAAUAGCAGCAGAAUAUAGUCUGGAACUGAAGGAGGUCCACUCUCUUCUGGAAUUCUUCAUUCCUUUCACUGUGAUGGAAUUUCCUAAAGAAACCAAAAAAGCCAUAACAAGCCAUAAACCAAAACAGUUAACAUAAAAAGACUUGCCACAACCUUUUGUGAUCUCACUUGUGUCUUCAUUUUACUCUCAAGUGUAUUCCGUGUCUGCAAGGCUGCUUCCUUAUGCCAGUGAGAUGUAUUUCAAUUCCAUUCUACGUUGAAUGGCUUCAGUGAAAUGCAGCAACUACAGUUUGUAAACCAGAAUAUGACUAAUUCAUGGUAUGACAGCACAUCAUCACACAGUUCUGAUUAUCCCAUUCAAAUGUUAAAUCAUUUUACCUUAAAAGAUUGUCUUUCUCAGCAGGGACUUCCUGGCCUGCAGCUGAAGAGGUGCUCUGUUGGUGUAGGUUCUGUAAUUUCAUGUUGCACUGUUCUUUCAAUGACUUGCUGUCAAGAUGUGUGUACAUAACAAACAGCUGUAUUUCUUUUGUAUAAGAAUGGAAUGGUAUUUAUACUUUGUAAAGAAGGUUAACCACAAGGGCAUUUGGAAAAUUCAGCUGUAUCAAACAUAAAAUAAAAAGAAGGUGAACAGCAA
Catharus ustulatus (Swainson's thrush) is the source of this 1069-nucleotide messenger RNA. RefSeq names its product NADH:ubiquinone oxidoreductase complex assembly factor 4 (gene NDUFAF4). Lineage: Eukaryota; Metazoa; Chordata; Aves; Passeriformes; Turdidae. Bases 33 to 572 code for a protein of 179 amino acids. The transcript has 3 exons. Gene Ontology annotation, biological process: mitochondrial respiratory chain complex I assembly. The record is from RefSeq and is a predicted model, not a curated record. Gene Ontology annotation, cellular component: mitochondrion.